AUGCCAAAGGCGGAUUUUCUUGAAGUGGUCGAGAUUCACAUUCCAGUCACUCAGGCAUUAUUCGAUGCACUGGUGGCUUUGUCCGCUCGUGUUUCUUCCAUGCUCCUCGGUCCAACCAGUUGGAUUCGUCAGUGGCAAAAUAUUGACGAGGAACUUCGUGUACGCCUGAGCCUAAUCCAACCGGCUGUGGUGGUUGAACCGGUGGCCGUGUACUGUGGGACACGAAUACCCGGUCCAUUCCUGUCACAUGACGGAGCGACAGCCAUGUUGUUACGGUUUCAUGGGACAAGGAACACGAAUGCGAAGGGUUUCACUUUGCACUACGAGUUUGUUGAACCGGGCGUUAUUCGAUCCGCGUCAGGACAACCGCGAACUGUUUGCGGUGGUAAUUAUUCCUCAGUCGAUCAAUCCGGAUUGAUUGAGACUCCGAACUACCCGGAACCAUAUGGGAAUAAUAUUGAUUGCACGUGGAAUCUUGCCGGGCGAACAAAAGAUAGCCAGUUACAAUUGCAUUUUCAAUCGUUUCACUUGGAGGGCAGCGCGGACGAUUGUUCAAGAUCGGUAGUUCGAAUCUACGAAGGAUCACACUUUCGGCCGUCAUUUGAGUUCUGUGGAAAUCAGACCAAACUACCUCCGUUAGUCCUGUCCUCUUCAGCAGCUAUCGUCCGGUACGUUUGA
Messenger RNA from Echinostoma caproni, 678 nucleotides. The record is from the annotation of a GenBank genome assembly. Lineage: Eukaryota; Metazoa; Platyhelminthes; Trematoda; Plagiorchiida; Echinostomatidae.